Messenger RNA from Thunnus maccoyii (southern bluefin tuna), 6224 nucleotides. RefSeq names its product synaptopodin 2-like a (gene synpo2la). Gene Ontology annotation, cellular component: Z disc; nucleus; actin cytoskeleton. The coding region runs from base 586 to 4203 and encodes 1205 amino acids. The transcript has 4 exons. The record is from RefSeq and is a predicted model, not a curated record. NCBI's taxonomy places the organism in Eukaryota, Metazoa, Chordata, Actinopteri, Scombriformes, Scombridae. Gene Ontology annotation, molecular function: actin binding. Gene Ontology annotation, biological process: positive regulation of actin filament bundle assembly.
UGGCCCUGCUAAAGGUUACUGAUGACCUCAAUGCUGUAAAGCCAGAUAUGAAACAGUGCCAUUUGGAUGUUCUGAAUGUUAACGUUCCCUUGGUCUACAGAGGAGCAGGCAAAGCAGCAGAGGUGGUGGUGGUGUCCUAUUUUUGGAGAGGCUAUCAGCAGCCCAGCGGCAUAGGUCUGAGUGACAGGACAAGUGUUGCGUUGGACCCUCCCCUCGCUCAUUUCAGGCAGGAAUUUCUCAGUGUAAGCAGACACAGACCCCCCUCCCAUCAUAUUUCUCCCUCUUGCUCUCCCUUGGCUACGAUGGUUGGCCCACGCUGGGUAUGGGUGGGCGCACAGAAGUGUGUGUGUGCAUGUUUGUGUGUGUUCAGGUGUGAGUGUCGGCUGUGGAGCUGGAGUCAGAGAGAAGUCAGCGCCCGACAGUGUGGCAGGCAAAGUGUAGGUCAGAGCUCUCUGAGGGGGCCCUGACCGCUGACCAUGGUGCCUAAGCACUGAGGGCCCCCUGGACAAAAUUAAAAUACAAAAAGGAGCGGAAAAUAACCAAGAAAAAGAAGAAAAGUUUAAAAACAAUAGAGAGAACAGCACAAUGGUUGCGGAGGAAGUGAUAAUUACAUUGUCCGGAGGAGCGCCAUGGGGCUUUCGUCUUCAGGGAGGUGUGGAACAUCAGAAACCGCUCCAGGUGGCUAAGGUGCGUAAACGCAGCAAAGCAUGUAGGGCUGGACUGCGGGAGACUGAUGAGCUGGUGUCCAUCAAUGAACAGCCAUGUGAAAUGCUAUCCCACGCCCAGGCCAUGAACCUCAUCGACAGCUCCCCGGGUAUAUUACACAUCCGGGUCAAAAGGGCGCCUGCUGGUUUUCAGUCUGUGGUCCUUGUGACCCGUGCCCCAUCUCCUCGUAUAGACAAGGAGUACCGUGCUGCUCUGCGUGCCAUGACACCCCCCCACCAUGCACCCGUCCGUGAGGUCCACCGUAGCCGCUCCUCAAUAACCAGUGGCUUGACAUCUCCACCUGGUAGUGAAGCUUACUAUGCUGAGACUGACAGUGACGCAGAUGUGGCAGGCUUCGAGAGGCAGCGCCGGCAGAAACGCCGCAGCCCCAGCAACUCCAUCCCAGGGAAACCAACAGGACGAGCCUCCCCUGAGGGUGGGGAGACAUCAGAGAUGAGUGGCUAUGACAGCGCUCCAGAUGCACAACUUUACUCCAAUUUGUUGGAUGGACAUGGGGAAGGUGGAGAUGGAGGUGUGGGGCUACCUGGGGUGGCACGGAGGGAGGUGAUUUACCAGCCUCCUGGUCCAGGAAUGUGGUCUUCUCAGACAUCCACAGAGACGUCUUCCAUCAUCUCCUCAGCAGAAGACCAGGGGCCACGGGAUGGAGUGCAGGAAGAAGACAGCGGCUUACUGGAGCCAGCCAACGUGCCACUGGUAUCCCCUGAAAGGGCCAAGGAGGCACUGAUGCUGGGCUCCCGCAGCCAGCUUGUGCCCAUGGUGGGCCCUGUGAAUAAACCCAUCGAUGAGGAACUUACGACAACCUACAUGGAAAAGGCCAAGCAAGCCAAACUGAAUCGAGGAGAUACACAGCAAGACAAGCAUGUAAAGGAAGCCAAAAGCAAGUGUCGAACAAUUGCAUCCCUACUGACAGAUGCUCCCAACCCUCACUCCAAGGGGGUGCUGAUGUUCAAGAAGAGGCGGCAGCGGUCAAAGAAGUACACCCUCACCAGCUUUGGCAGUGUGGAUGAGGAUAGGAGUCUGGACUCACAAGAAGAGGAUGGGGUGUUUCCUGGCAGUGAGUCAGAGUUUGAUGAAGAUGGGUUUUCAUCAGCUCCUGACCCAACUUGGGAUAGUGACUACAUAGAUAUGCUAGAGAAGAGGGCAACUGCAGGCACUGAAGGUCGUGGGGAUGGGGCAGAGGACGCUCCGAGUCCAGGGUUGAGUCAGACUGCAGGCAAGGGCGUCCAAUUGUUUGAGCAGCAGAGAAAGAGGGCUGCUGAGCAUGCCAAGAAGGUGGAGGCGGCACAACCUCAGGCUCCUCCACAGUCUCAAGUCCAGGAGCAGGCUCAGGUGUAUCAGUUACAUCCAGAGAUACAACCACAGAUGCAAUCAAAUCUUCAGCCUCAGCAGAUGAUACCACCUGGUCCUCCAGUCAUACAGCAAGAGCAAUCCCAAGUUCCAGGUCCAGUUGCUGUUGCAGCUCAUGGCAUGUCUAAUGGGGACCUAUGCCAUUCUGAAAUUAGCACAGCAAGCCUGGUGAUGUCACCUCCACCUGUGGCACCCAAACCAGCUACUGCUUCUGUGACUAUUCUCACUAGUCAUACAUCACCGGUGGAGACACCAUUACCAGAACUACCUGCCAGUAAUGUUCUCAAUAGAACUGCACGUCCUUUCACACCUGGCUUUAUCAGCAUCCGAGCUGCGACCGUCCCUGUAACAUUCAGACCACCUGUUACAAAGACAAACCAGCGACCUGCCUCAGCAGCUGUUGUGACACCACCAUUUUUCAAUGCCUCUGAGGAAGCCAUUAAUGCUACAUCAGUAAUGGCACAGCUACCCCCUGGUCCUCCGUCAGUGCUCUCCCCGCCAUCCUCUAUACCUCCAGGUCCCUUGGCCCUGACACCAGAGGCUCCUGUUACCUUUCACCCUCCAGCCAUCUCUACCUCUGUAGAGACAAUGCAGGCAGCGCAACCAGUAACUACUGUUAAUCAGGCUCCAUUUGCAAAUGAGCCCCCAGUAUCUAUGUCUUCAAUGCACCCAGCUCCACAACCACAAGAACCAAUGGCUCCAGCCCCUGUUCAUCCUGUAUCCCAAAUUACCAGUUCAGCUCAACCAGUUGUAUUAAGGCCUCCAGUUCAAGUGCCAGUUGCUCAGCCACCUCCACCUCAAUUUUCCAUGUCACCUGUAGCUCCAGUGUCAGUGGCCUCCCAGCCAGAAGCUGUAGCUACAACCCCUGAUCCUGGUUCAGCAGGUCGCACAGGAAUCUUACUUGAGGCUCGACGGCGUGGUGGUAAACCCAAACCUAUGUUCAGUGUGCCAGAUGUCAAGAAGAACUCCCCCAAUCCUGAGCUGUUGUCCAUGGUGCAGAAACUUGAUGACACGUACACUCGGUACAAAUCUGGCCAACCACCCUCUGAGGUUACCUAUGAUGGUGCAGGGGAAGAGAGCAGUGGUGAGGCUGGUAUUGGGAGAAUGCCUCCACCAGUGGCACCCAAGCCUCGGGUUAUCCACGAGGCCCCACAGAUUCUUCAAGCAGGGGGCAAGGGGGCCCAGCUGUUUGCCCGCAGGCAGAGCCGCAUGGGUAUGUUUGUAGUUGACACCCCACCUGAGACCCCUUACCAACAGGAAGUGGCCUCAUACAGUGCAGCCCAACCCUUUGACUCCUCCUCUAGUUCUUCCUUACCUUCUCAUUGGAAGUACUCCCCAAAUGUCCGCGCCCCUCCACCCAUUGGGUACAACCCACUCCUAGCCCCCUCUAUUCCAACGGGGCCUCAAAGGGAUAAAGGGCCAGACAGCAGGGGUAGAGGGGGCUCCCAAAGAGAGGGCAUCAAAGCUCUGGAUUUCAUGAGAAGGCAGCCCUACCAGCUCAACUCUGCGAUGUUCAACUAUGGAGGCAGUGCUGCUAAUCUAUCAGGCAUGCCUUCUUACCAGGCCCAGAGGCAGCAGCAGGGUGACUAUACAACAAGAAUGGUGGGCAGCUCAUUAACCUCACCUAGGCAGAUCCCCCUGAAAACCGCCCGUGUCUAUGAGGUCAAGCGAUUCUCCACACCCACACCAAUGUCAGCUCCCACUCUGGCUCCCAAAGUCAUUGCACCCCGCUCAGCCACUACCCUUGGAGAACGUCUGACUCACUCCAGCAUGAUCUCCCCACCGCCUGCUCUUUUCACUCCAACCCUGGCCCCUCCCUUGACACCCGCACCAGUCAGUGCUCCAACCCCAGCUUCACCUCCCUUCCAACCAGCUGGACUACCCUGCCUGCCAAAAUUCUCUACCACCCCUAUUCCAAACCCUGUGCCCGCUGCGGUCCCUACACCUUACACUCCAGUCUCGUACACCACUGGGCUCCAGGCAGCCAAGCAGUUCCAGAGCGCCCCCGAGCUCAGUAUCCUUUCCUCUUUGCCCCCGGUCAAAUCCAACCCAGUACAGGCACCCAAACCACAUUUUGUAGCAACCAGGGGAGGCGUUCAGCCCCGUGUCUGGAGGCCAGGGGCAAUGUGAACAGCAGCAAAUCAGCCACCUCCACAAUUUGACAUCUUCAUGUAGUAUUCAUUUAGUGCUGUAAUUGUUUAAGUCAAGCAUAAAAGCCAAAUAUCCGUUGGUUCCAGUUUCUAAAAUGUGACAUUUUUCUGCUUUUUGAUAUCUUUUUGGUGGGUUUUGGGUGGUUGGUUAAAAAAAAGCAUUUUGAAUAUAUCACCUUAGGCCUUAGGAAAUUGUGAUGGGCAAUUCCCAGUAUUACCUGAUAUUUUAUCAAUUAUUAAUCAAUUACGUGUUUCAUAAUGGUAAUAGAUUAUAAGCAUCUACUUGCUGUUAAAAAUGCUGCUUAUCAUAUUUAUUUUGCUGCCAACACAUUUACUCACACAUGUAUCUGAGUGAAAAUAACAAUAGGGAAUACUAGCACAUACUGUAUGCUGUAUAGUCCACCAUAUGCCUGUCCUGGGGGAGGUUUGUGUAAGGCUUCUGGAGAUCUCUUUCUUCUAAUUUAGCAGAAAUACCAUCCAAACAGAGCCUGUACUGAAUUAUUCUUUGAAACUUGAAAUGUCUGACAGAUGUUCAAAAUGAACAGUUGCGGUUCUGACAAUAGGAUUAAAUCCCUGAAGAUUUAUGUUGUAGUAUGUUGACAGGUGGAGGAUCAUAAGGCAAAAGUAGAGGGCUUUUAUUUUUGAACAUGUAAUUAUGUUAUUCAACACUACUACUACUAACUGAUGUGCACAAAAUGUUUUUUUUUACCCUCUGUAGCAUUAUUGAGAAGAAACUCAUGAUGACCUAGUCUUCUCGUCCAGGGGUUUAAUGAUGCAUGACCAGUUGAAAACUGUAAAAUGUAUUUAAACGCCUCAGCACACUGUGAAACUAUGUGAGGACAAAGUUUGCUCUUGCAAAGUUUUAGUGGCUUGUGCAAAACACACCUGCUCACUAUAGCCAGCGAGAAAUGCAAUCUUUUGAAUGGGUCACAUUCAUCAAGUGCCUGGCUGUCACUCAAUGUACACUUGUCACUGGAUAUCAUUGCUUCUAAUUGCCACUUAGACAGAGCCUUCUUAGUAUCAGUGUGGUCUUUGCAGAUAUAUGUAACUUUAUUAAACCAAUAACACAGAUAAAGGAAUGUGUAUUUUGUUUUGUUUAAUUGUGAUUUAAUCUGAAGUGGUGCAAGGGGAAGUUGACUGGUACACCAGCAUUUGUAAAAGAAUUCAAGAUAUGAAGGUAGCUGUGGAGGGGGAAUAAAGGCAGUGUAAAGCUAGGCCAAAUAACUCAAUGGGGUCAUUGCCCAACAUUUCACAUAAAGGGUCAUGAUCACAUAUAGUUCUUUGGCAGAAAAUUGAGAUAUAUGGGUGAAUUGCACAGAGUAAUGAAAUCCCACAGCCUGUAGAGGUUAAAGGAGGAUGACAGGAAGGUUUCAGACCUGAGAUUUAUUGAUAAAGCUAAAGAAUCUGAUGGAGAGAAGCACAGUUUAGCUGGUGACUUUUUGGUAACAAUGGUUGUUAUAAAAAAAUAAGGAUUAAAGGUAUUUGAUGACUAUAUAGUAUAUCUUGAGAGACUGGUCAUGUUAAUGGUAACAAGUAAAAAACAAAUAAAUUAAUAUGUUGUUUUCAGUUUUGGAAUUCUUGGAGAGAUACUUUUGUUAUUUUUUACCAUUUUUAAAUGAUUUUAUCUCUUAAAGCUUUUUCUUGUAUUCAUAAUAUUGUGGCUGCCAAAAAUCUAGUUUGUGGAUAUAGUAGUAAUGAGGUGUAAAAUAUGAUAAAUACAUGUUUCUGGAUGUAGUUGGAUUAAAGAAUAAGUGUGAAAAUGUUUGUUAUUUAUGCUGAGUAGAGACAUUUAUACUGACAAGGAGACAAGACAUUUUUAGAGGAAUAAAAUUAGAUUUGAAAGCGCUUCACUUGUCUGACAUGUCUGAUUUUACACUGCCCCCUGUUGUUGAUUGUGUGAUCCUGCUCAUUUCUUUUAAUGGACAAUACAGUACAUGCAUGCAUGUAAUGAUAGUGUUAAGUUGAGCGGUGCAAUAAGUGUUACUGUAUAUUAGUUUGAAU